UUGCAUUUUAUAUUUUCGGAAUGCGACAUGGGCAUUUUGCUUGCUAGAUGGGUUUGUCUGUCUUCCCAAAUAAAUAACCAAUUAAGCUCUCCUACCUUCCCCUACAUAUUUCAAGUCCGAAGCACCAACAUCAUCUUCUCUGAAAGCAAAGCAAAGCAGACAGUCUGCACAAGAACAUCCAAAUCGCUGCAGCUCUCGCCACUCUGCUUCGACUCCAGCUCGUGCUAUUUUCCACACAAGUUCCUGCAGAGUGCAGAAGAAUCCACCAGAGUGAAGAUGCUUCAGAGGCAUGGAUUCUUCAAGUUCAGAUUCUCCUUGUAGCUGCAAAUGAAUGAGCAAAAAUCUCAUCGGCUCACUCAGCUGCGACCAGAGAAAUAAAAAUCCCUCUGAUAUCUCUGCUAGCGAGGCAGGUCUGGUUUCUUUCUACACAUAGUCCUCUCACCACAUCUUUCUCAUCAAUCUAGUAGCUUGCCUUCUUCCAGGCCAGGUGACAACAAGGGAAGCCUGCCGAGGCCGAUUUUUUGGUUACAUAUUCUCUGCACCAGUAAUUUUCCAUCCAUCGUUUAUUCUUCCAAUUCUAGCUUCCUCUCUGCAUCUCUGGUUGCCCUCUUGUCAGAGAUCGCAAUCAUAUGCUGGCGCUGCGCAGUUGCAUGCGCGAAAAACUGAGGUGACGGAUCGAAAGACAAAAUAGAGUUGCAAUUAAUUCGCAAAGCACUUCACUUUGGAAGUUUGGAGGGAGGCAUCCUGUUCCAUCACUCAACCAGUCUUUCUUGGUUAUCAUCUGCCUGCCACGACCCUUAUUGUGGUGUCGCUAGUCGCUACCACAUAUAAUUCUCUCCUUGUCAGCGUCAGAUGAGUGCACGGCCCUGCUGCCUCGGCGCCGCGCACCACGCGCACGUGGGGGUCUCUUCUUCUUCUUCCUCCUCCUCCUCCUGGCCGUCCAUGGCGCCGGGGAUCGUCGUCGACUGCUCCAGCCUCAGCUGGCUACUCUUCCGCGUCUUCUUCACCUACGACAUCCACAACUUCGCCAAGCCCACCAUCUAGCACACAGCAGCAAGUCAUCAUCUUCUACUUAAUAAUUAGCUUGUUUGGCACAGCAGCAACUUGUCCCUUGUGUUUCCUGCAACCGAGCGAUCGAGCUCGAGCAUGUCCGGGCCACGGCGGUGCGGCAGCCGGCGGCCGGCGGUAGUGGGCGACAACACCAACGGAUACGUGGAGACCGAUCCCACUGGUCGCUAUGGCCGGUUCGAGGAGCUUCUGGGCAAGGGCGCCAUGAAGUCGGUGUACCGUGGGUUCGACGAGGAGCGCGGCGUGGAGGUGGCGUGGAACCAGGCGAGCCUGAGCGACGUGCUCCGGACCCCCGACGCCGUGCAGCGCAUGUACUCGGAGGUGCAGCUGCUGAGCACGCUCCGCCACGACGCCAUCAUCGGCUUCCACGCGUCCUGGGUGGACGUGCCCCGCCGCACCUUCAACUUCAUCACCGAGCUCUUCUCCUCCGGCACGCUCCGCUCCUACCGCCUCCGGUACCCGCGCGUGAGCCUCCGCGCCGUCCGGUCGUGGGCGCGCCAGAUCCUGCGCGGCCUCGCCUACCUCCACGGCCACGACCCGCCGGUCAUCCACCGCGACCUCAAGUGCGACAACCUCCUGGUGAACGGGCACCAGGGCCAGGUGAAGAUCGGCGACCUGGGCCUCGCCGCCGUGCUCCGGGAGGCCGGCCAGGCGGCGCGCAGCGUGAUCGGGACGCCCGAGUUCAUGGCGCCCGAGAUGUACGACGAGGAGUACAACGAGCUGGUGGACGUCUACUCGUUCGGCAUGUGCAUGCUAGAGAUGCUCACCCUCGAGUACCCCUACAGCGAGUGCUCCAACCCCGCGCAGAUCUACAAGAAGGUCACCGCCGGAAAGCUGCCCGACGCCUUCUACCGGGUGGACGACGACGAGGCCCGACGGUUCAUCGGCAGGUGCCUGGUCGCCGCCUCCAAGAGGCCGUCCGCGGCGGAUCUGCUGCUCGACCCUUUCCUCCUCGACGACCAUCAGCCAACAUUGUCGCCGCCUGCUGCUUCUGCUGCUCCUCCUUCUUCGACCUGCGGCAGUUCCGAUGAUGAUGUUUCGUCGUCAAUCAUAGGCGAUGAUGCAGAUGCAGAAGCAGAACCACCAAGGACUGACAUGACCAUCACCGGCAAGCUGAACGCCGAGGAGGACACCAUCUUCCUCAAAGUACAGAUCGCCGAGGAGACAGCAGGGAGUAACAAUGUUCGGAACAUCUACUUCCCGUUUGACCUGGUGAGCGACACGGCGACGGAGGUGGCGGAGGAGAUGGUGAAGGAGCUGGAGAUCAGGGACCGGGACCCAUCGGAGAUCGCGGCCAUGAUCGAGCACGAGAUCCAGAGGCUGCUUCCGGGGCGAAAGCAGCAGCACGAGUACACUCUGUACGCAGCGGCACAGGAUGAUGACGACGAAAACGUGGAGCACCCUCCUCCUUUCUACUACCUCUCCUCUUCCCCCACCUCCUCCCAAGGCUCUGUCUGCGGAGCGGGACCCGGAUGCUUCUCUGGCCCACAAGGCAGCGCCUGGUCUAAAGAUCAUGGGUACUACUAUGCUUCUUUAAGCGACGACGAUGACAUGUCCGUGCACUCCGGUAAGUACUCUGCUCUGCAUUACGCCUCAGGGAAUGAAGAUGAGGCCCAACCACCACCUGAAGAUGGAGGAGGGCCCAGUGGAUACUCAAAGGCCCAGCUCAAGAACACGAGAUUCGGCCCAGGAGAGAGCCCAAGAAGGACAGAUACUGCUGCCGUGGAGAAUGCCAGAAUCAGUAGCUCCCAGCUAGCUCGGCAGCUGCAGCGACAAUGCAGCAUGUCACCGCACGCCGGCCGGCCGCGACGGCGGGAGGACGACGACCGCCACGGGAGGGGGAGGAGGAUGACGCGGAACCGAUCGAUGGUGGACAUGCGGAGCCAGCUGCUGCACUGGACGCUGGUGGAGGAGCUAAAUCGCCGCCUCUUCUUCAACACCGUCGGCGCCGUCGAGGACAUCGGAUUCCGAGCGCCCACCGCCACCCCCACGUCGUCGUCGACACGCGGCAGGAGGAGCAAAGAUGACAAGCGUCACCAGUACGUCUUGCUUUGACUUUGAGUAAAUGAUUUUUUUUUUGUGUACUUGGUGCGAGCGGAAGCCCUAUGCAUGACUCCGCACAAAUGCACAAAUGUACAUGUAUAGUCGUUCUGGAAAAAAAAAAAGGUACAUGCAUAUUGCCGAGAGUGUAGGCUAGCAAAAAAAAAGUAGCGUAGCUGUGUAUUAGCCGGUAUGUUUGGUUAAAGCUCGCAAUGCUUAUCAUUAUGUACAUUAUUGUACCAAGUAAUGUGGAGAAACAAUACUCUUGCACUA
This is a messenger RNA of Panicum virgatum (switchgrass), 3381 nucleotides long. RefSeq names its product probable serine/threonine-protein kinase WNK7. The transcript has 4 exons. Gene Ontology annotation, cellular component: cytoplasm. NCBI's taxonomy places the organism in Eukaryota, Viridiplantae, Streptophyta, Magnoliopsida, Poales, Poaceae. The coding region runs from base 1147 to 3123 and encodes 658 amino acids. Gene Ontology annotation, molecular function: ATP binding; protein serine/threonine kinase activity. The record is from RefSeq and is a predicted model, not a curated record. Gene Ontology annotation, biological process: intracellular signal transduction; protein phosphorylation.